Malaya genurostris is the source of this 1482-nucleotide messenger RNA. RefSeq names its product opsin-1-like. Gene Ontology annotation, biological process: phototransduction; visual perception; G protein-coupled receptor signaling pathway. Gene Ontology annotation, cellular component: membrane. Gene Ontology annotation, molecular function: G protein-coupled receptor activity. The record is from RefSeq and is a predicted model, not a curated record. The coding region runs from base 167 to 1294 and encodes 375 amino acids. The transcript is spliced from 2 exons. NCBI's taxonomy places the organism in Eukaryota, Metazoa, Arthropoda, Insecta, Diptera, Culicidae.
UCCUAGACUUGCUUGUGGUAACACGGCAGGACACAAGUCCCGGUGAAAGUUUUUACAUAUGAAAUAAACUAAGUGCCAUCCAAAAAUACUCAGUUGAAAGGAGCGCUGCCGUUCGAACACUCAAAAACAUCCGGGGUGCUAGCUAUCAACCAAGACUUGUGACACCAUGGUUUACUACGGGCCAGCUCCCAAUGUGUGGAGCCCAACAACGCUGAUUAACAACCUGACCGUCGUCGAUAGUGUACCACCGGAGAUGCUACAUCUGGUGGAUCCUCAUUGGUAUCAGUUUCCACCGCUGAAUCCUCUGUGGCAUGGUAUUAUCGGGUUCGUCACUUUCAUCCUCGGUGUGAUCUCCGUUGUUGGCAACGGAGUCGUAAUUUACAUUUUCUCCACGGAAAAAUCGCUGCGCACACCGUCGAAUCUUUUCGUGGUGAAUCUGGCAGUGUCUGACUUCACAAUGAUGCUAACCAAUUCAUUUCCAAUGGUGUACAACUGCUGGUACGAGACCUGGGUGCUUGGCCCCUUGAUGUGCGACCUGUACGCCUACAGUGGGUCCAUUGUCGGAUGCUGCUCGAUUUGGACCAUGACGAUGAUCGCACUCGAUCGCUACAAUGUUAUUGUGAAGGGUCUCUCCGGUAAACCGUUGACGAACUCCGGUGCAGUACUGCGCAUCAUAUUCUGUUGGAUGGUCGGAAUAGUCUGGGGUGCACUGCCAAUGCUUGGCUGGAGUCGAUACGUUCCCGAAGGAAAUAUGACUGCCUGCGGUACCGACUAUUUAUCCGACGAUUGGGUCCAAAAGUCGUACAUCUUGUGCUAUUCUGCCUUUGUUUACUACACACCGUUGUUUACAAUCAUUUAUUCAUACUAUUACAUAGUGCAGGCCGUUUCGGCACACGAGAAAAGCAUGCGUGAACAGGCCAAACGCAUGAAUGUACAAUCGUUACGCUCCGGAGAUGACGGCAAGUCGGCAGAAAUGAAACUAGCCAAAAUAGCUCUGGUUACAAUCUCACUCUGGUUCAUGGCCUGGACUCCGUACACCAUCAUUAACUACACGGGCAUUUUCAAAACAGCCACAAUCUCACCCUUGGCUACCAUCUGGGGAUCACUGUUUGCCAAAGCGAACGCUGUGUACAACCCGAUCGUCUACGGUAUUAGCCAUCCGAAAUAUCGUGCCGCGCUAAACAAACGUUUCCCGGCCUUGGCAUGUGCCGAUCCUCCGGCAUCUGCUGAUGAUAAAUCGGUAGUGUCAGACACUACGGCCGUCAAUGAAGACAUGAAAACAUCGAGUGCGUAAUGUGAAAUACAUUAUCGCUCAUAUACAAAGACCUAAUGCCAACGAAUCUCUGGAUAUUCUGUUACGUUUAAGGACAUACUAACUACUGGAUCUCGACCUUGGCAAUGUUAAUCGGUAUCCGUGCAUACUCGUAUUUAAUACAGGUUUGUUUAAGCAAAUACAAAGUUUUUGGAAAAUUUCGUAGCAAA